UAUGUGUGCAUGUGUGUGUGAGAGAGUGGAACAUCUAUCUAUAAGAGGAAAUACCGUUCCCAUAGAUGAGGAGACAACCUAAUACAAUAAAAGUUUGGUUAAUUAAGUGAAGUAGAAAGAUGGGGAGAAGUCCUUGCUGCGCAAAGGAGGGGCUAAACAGAGGAGCAUGGAGUGCCAUCGAAGAUAAGACUCUCACAGAUUUCAUUAACACCAAUGGAGAAGGAAGAUGGCGCAGCCUUCCCAAAAGAGCUGGUUUGAUGAGAUGCGGAAAAAGUUGCAGACUCAGAUGGUUGAAUUAUCUAAGACCCGAUAUUGUAAGAGGCAACAUUUCUGUAGAUGAAGAAGAUCUUAUCGUUAGACUUCACAAGCUCCUAGGAAACAGAUGGUCUUUGAUUGCUGGAAGGCUUCCCGGGCGAACAGACAAUGAAAUAAAAAACUAUUGGAACACCACUCUUUGCAAAAAAAUUACCAACUCUUCAAUUAAAAAAAACUAUCAUCCCAAACUGAAGACAAACUCUCCGGCGACCACAACCGCCGCCCUUCCGCCGCCGGUAAACGCCAUCAAAACCAAAGCCAUGAGAUUCUCCUCUAAAACAACCUUCAUUAACAAAUAUCAUCCUCAACCCACACUUCAGAUCAAGGAGAAUACAUCAUCAAUCAUGGCUUCAACCGCAUUCUCGACGGUGCCGGAUUCUGAUAACUUUGUGUUUCUACCGGAUGAUGAUGCUGCCGGCGACGGCUCCGGCGCCGGAGACUUAAUGUUAGGUUUGGACCAGCUGGCUGAUUUUCGUUUCUCAGAUCUUUUCUCCAAUGAUUUUUCUGCUUAUAAUUCUGAUUUCGUUUUCCCCCAUGAGAAUUAUGUCGUUGAAGGAGAUGGACAAGACCGUAAUUUCAAUCCAUUUGAAGAUACGAUGAACAUGGAGUUGAACUGGGUUCUACAUGAGUGACAAGAUCCAACUUCUUAAGAAAUAAUUAUAUUUAAUAAAGUAGGUUAACAUAAUAAUUAAGUAAUUAACUAACUUAUUUAGCUUUUAAGUAAGAUCUGUGUUGUCCAAUUAAUUCAAUGUCAUUAUUAUUAUUAUAUAAGCUCUAUAAUAAAGCUAGAAUAAUAAUAGUAAUAAUAAUAGUUAAUAAAUUAGUUGUUCAAUAUCAAUAAUAAUGUUGCUUUUGUAUUU
Molecule: messenger RNA, 1175 nt
Organism: Impatiens glandulifera
Lineage: Eukaryota; Viridiplantae; Streptophyta; Magnoliopsida; Ericales; Balsaminaceae
Product: transcription factor MYB1-like
Exons: 3
Coding region: 120-947 (275 amino acids)
Source: RefSeq, a predicted model, not a curated record